ACACGUUGUUUGAGUUUGGAGCCAAACAAAUAACUAUGGCGGACAGUGCAAGCGAGUUGGAGAGUGAUACGAGCUCUAUCGAUGGUGGUCCUACGCUCAAACCACCGUCACCAGCGGCUGUUGAGCAGCUUCAAAAGAGGAUUGAAUCACUUCAGCAAGAAAACAGGGUUUUAAAAAUGGAACUGGAAACGUACAAAUUAAAAUGCAAAACCCUGCAAGAAGAAAAGAAAGAACUUCAAAAAGCCAGCGUAAAUAUUCAAGCCAGAGCUGAGCAAGAAGAAGAGUUUAUUAGUAAUACCCUGCUUAAGAAAAUACAAGCUCUAAAAAAAGAGAAAGAGGCCCUGGCCAUGAAUUAUGAGCAAGAGGAAGAGUUCCUAACCAAUGAUCUGUCAAGGAAACUGCACCAGUUAAGACAAGAGAAGGUGGAACUUGAGCAGACCCUAGAAAAGGAGCAAGAGUACCAGGUUAACAAGCUGAUGAGGAAGAUAGAGAAACUGGAGAGAGAGACCCUGACCAAGCAAAGCACCCUGGAACAGCUACGACGAGAGAAGGUGGAACUGGAGAACGCUUUAGAGCAGGAACAAGAGUCUUUAGUGAAUCGUCUCUGGAAACGAAUGGACAAAUUAGAGACAGAGAAAAGGUUACUGCAAGAGAAGCUGGACCAGCCCGUGACUGGUCCCCCCUCCCCCCGGGACAUCAACAACGGGGAUACUGCCCAGAACAUCACUGACCACAUUGCUAAACUCCGCAAAGAAGUGGUCAGUCUCAAGUCCAUGCUCCGAGCUGCACAGAUUGAACAUGAGGAAAAGAUGGCCCAGUAUGCACAGGAGGAAAAACACAUAAGGGAAGAAAAUCUUAGAUUACAGAGGAAGUUACAACUUGAGAUGGAGAGGAGAGAGAACUUGUGCCGCCACUUGUCAGAAAGUGAAUCCAGCCUAGAGAUGGAUGAUGAAAGGCAUUUUAAUGAAAUGGCAAAGCAUCAGGAUCCUACUCACAGCACAAGACCCCGAACAGUGUCUAGUCCCAUUCCUUAUGCUUCUCCAAACACGUCACGGCCAUUGUCCCCAGGAGGAAAUUACCCAGCAUUCAGUCCUCCGAGUCCAAUGAGGAGAAGUCUGGGAGGAGGGACGUCACCCUUCCAUCCCCCCUCCCACAUGCCGGGGACCUCACCUCCAGUUCAUGGUCACAUGGCCAUGCAGACAGGCCCUAAUCAUCCACAUAAACAUAGGCCAAGCUCCGAGAAGUUUGCCAGACCAAGUAGCUUUUCAGACCGCAAUGAUAAAACAUGAAGGAGUUGGGGAGAGCUAUUGCCUGUGAUGAUUCUGUUGUCCUUUGCCAUGUGUAGAACACUUGUGGUGCUAAGAUACGGGCACACCAAAGCCAAGGAUCCCUUCUGUCGCCUGUAGGGAGUUUACGAAUGCCAUCCUGACAGAGUUCAAUGGGGAUUCUGGGUUUGUUUCGUUUGAAUGGUGCAUUCUUGUUAUUGCCAUCAAUAUUGAGCUUGUUAGUUGUUAUGACAGUGAUUUUGGAUCAUUCCAUAAUUAUUUUUUUGCGAGUUGGAGGGAUUUUUUUUUUCAUUUUUGUCUUGUAUUCACAUGGAGCUUGAAAUACUGCAAAGAAGGUAUCACUGCAAUGAAGAUAUCUAGUCGUUUUUACUACCGUUUUGAAAAGAAUCCAUUUAUCCCGAGUAUUUUGACUGUGUGUCUUGUCCCCUUUUUGAAUGCUUUGACUGAUCAACCUCUUUCUGAUUGGUCUUUGCCUGUUGUUUAUUCGAUACUUACCAGCUUUCAAUAUGCAGAGUUCUUGAAACAGAAAAAUUCAGAAUCAGAUGGUAUUAAUGUAUUUGAAAAACAAGACAGAUCCAAAAGAAAAUGUGCUAUUACUUAAUAAUUUUAUACACUGAGUUUCAUUUGGAAAAACUACUUACCAUAAUUUGUCUUUUAGUCAUUUCAAGUAAAAUUGAGAAAGAUAUAAAAUAGAAUCCAGAGUUCCAAAAGAAGCUGAUUUCUUAAUACUAAUUUGCAGUAUAUUGUACUAUGUUUGAUUAAUAGAAUCUGAACAUUUUUGCAUCAACAUUACCAUUUUAUUCUCACUAACCGUCGAAUUUCCAUUAAUGAUGGUACAUGUACUGAGUAUGAACUGCAAAUAGAAUUCUUGUCCAUUUUAGUGUUAACCUGUAAUGAGAAAGUUUAAUAGAAAAAAAUACAUGAUGUAUGGAGAUAAAUGGUAUGGAGAAGUUAAUGAUCUUUAUAAAGUAACACACAGUCUUAACAAAAACUUCACAGUGUAGUGGUUUUGUUUUAUCUUCACAAGAUUAAGACCACCAUCAAGAGAAGGUAAAUAGAAUGGGUGGGAGAUGUUUUUGUACACUGUAUUAAGCUCGUGAAGCUCAGAUUUUAAAGGUAAAAUGAUGAGCGAUGUUAUUAGGGGCCCUGCUGAGUGCUGUAUCCCUUUAGACAGCCAUGCUAUAUGAACAUGUAAAUUUGUUUUGUACACUACUAUAUGUAUUUGAUAAUAGUUCAGUCAGAUGUAAGUCAGUUUUAAAAAAUACAUGUAUAUGUAUGUGCUUCUGUUGUGACAUUUUAUUAAACAGUUGUAAUUGUUGAGUUUAGCAGUAUUCUAUGGAAAGGAAAAUAGUUACAAUUGUUCAACAAUUAUUCAGAAAAUGCUGUAUAUUUUUUUUCCUCUGAAAGUAUUGAGUGUACCGUAAUUGAAAUUGUAAGUGCUAAGUAUACAGAGCGACACAUUACGAUUCAUGGCAGCUUUUUACAUUCUGUAGUAUUUACCUGUAAAGGUUACCUGCUUAUUUCUGUCGUGUCGGGCAUUAACACCUGUUGUAGUUCUUAUAGAUAUAAAAAGUUCAGUCUUAUGUGUAUUUAAACAUGCACUGGAGCUUAAACUGUGGGACAUUCCUUGACCUGAUAAAAAAUAAAUCUGAGCAUAUUGAAUUUUUAUGGCAAUAAAAAACUGGACCAAAAAAAUUAGUAUGGUAUUUUAACAUAUUAGGUCUUAAUUAAAAAUAUUCAUAACUUGUUUCAAACUUUCUGGAGUGGUUGAAUUAUUUCACAAUUUUUUUGUUUGCCAUUUGGAUUAACAUUCAUCUUAUUUAUUGCAGAAAAUAAAUAGAAAAAAGAAGUUUUCUUCUUUUUGUAAAAAUUUUCGUAUAUUUAAGUUAGUGCAUUUGCAGGAUGAACUUUUGUUUAUCAUUAUGGUACUGUAUAGCUAUUUAUUUGCAUUUAAAUAUACAUACAUAUGCAAGAACAUGCAUUCUAUACAAUAUAUAAUAAACUGCACUUAUAAAAAGCAUUUUGUGUGUAUGAGUAGAUACUGACUCUCGGAAAAACAUUGCAAAACAAGUGCAAAUCAAUAAUUUGGCGGUUUGAUAAAACCAUAUCAUUUCUUUUGAUCAUAUCUCAAAAUGUAUUUAAAUGAGUUUUGUAUGUUUUAUUAUCCAGCAGUGAUUUUAUCCAAGUAGUUGCAUGUAAAAAAAACAAGUUGCAUCUAGUAUUGAUUUUUUGAAUUCCUUACUGAAGAUACUCAAGUAGCAUCAGUGUGAUUGUGUAAUUAAUGAGACUUAGUAGUAGAUUUAAUAAUGAGUGGGUUUCACAAAUGCAGUUAGCUGAUGAUCGAGUUGUGUUUUAGAAAGAGGAGAAUACUGGUUUGAAUGGAAGCAUGGGGUGCUCAAACUGUCCAUGUCGUAUCAUAAAUUUAUUUGCAAAAUAUCAAAAAUUGUUAAAACAUCCAUUUAAGGUGGAAUAACACACGUGGAAAAAGUCACACAAAUUAACAGGACAUUAUUUGAUAAUAAAAGAUAAAAGAUAAAUAAACUGUACAUAUGUCAAAUAAGAGAAAUUUGCAGUUUAGGGAUAAAAAAUUAAUAUCUAAAAUAAUUAUUUCAGUAAGAAACAACCAAAAGCCCCUGCGGGAUUCGAACAGGGGAUGUACAGAUCACAAGUCCAAUACUUUAUCCACUCUACUAUGGAGUAAGUUACAUGUUGCAGUCAAUAAAAUCCUUUUCAUAAAAUGAAAUGUCGUUUCGAUCAGCGGUCAGCCAUGUUGUAGUGAUGUGUUAUUCCACCUUAAAGAAAUCUCUUUACUGAGUUAAUUUUGUCAAUAGAUAUGCCUGUAAUUAAAAAAGUUAUUUCUGCCAGGGAUCCUCUUUUCAUGAUGUAAACUUUUUAAAAAGUUGAAACUUCCCUUUAUACUUAUUCAUCAUUGGAUAUAUAUGUAAUAUUGCGAUGUUGUGUUUCAAGCAACUACAGUUAAAGAAAGAAAAUUUCUUAGCUGUUAUGAACUUAUGCUGUUUUGUGUAAUAAACCUGCUUUGUUUCAAGAUACCUGGUGUUUAUUUUAUCAGAAAAUUAAAUGUAGAAUGUAUUCCGUUUAGAUAUAAAAGAAUUUUACCAUGCACCCUUGGUUUCCCCUUGUAGUUUCAUGGAGUAACAAUAGUUAAUGAUGUACUCAAGCUGCAAAAAGCAAAGGGAUGAGUUAAACCUUGUAAUCUUCCAUUUUAAACUUUGCUUGUUGUAAAAGUUGUAACCACAUAAUUUUUCAUGUUUGAUGAUUAUGAUAAACAAAUCAUAUUUUUUGAACAUAGGCCUGGAGGAUUUUUUUGUUUAAAAUAGGAUUUUGCAUGUUGAGGAUUGUUGGGUUUUUUUCUAUAUAAUUGCUACUAGUCAAGAAUAACAUCAUGAAACUAUAAGCAUGGGCAGUUCAUAUCACUAGAUGGCUUUGGAAGGAAAAUGUGUACAUCUUGUUUUUAAUGCUAUUCAUCUGUUUGUUGUUAAUUUUGACACAGGAUGUGUGAAUUAUUUUCAAUGUUGGACAUUUUUUUUUUUUGCAAAAUGUGAUACUAGUUAGUUGUAAGCAUGAGUGCAUAUACAUGGGUAUGCUGCUUUGUGUAUAUACAUGUACAUGAGAAUAAAUGUCUUCAGCUGUA
This is a messenger RNA of Magallana angulata, 4938 nucleotides long. RefSeq names its product coiled-coil domain-containing protein 6-like. The record is from RefSeq and is a predicted model, not a curated record. The transcript has 9 exons. The coding region runs from base 36 to 1289 and encodes 417 amino acids. Lineage: Eukaryota; Metazoa; Mollusca; Bivalvia; Ostreida; Ostreidae.